Caenorhabditis sp. 36 PRJEB53466 is the source of this 556-nucleotide messenger RNA. Lineage: Eukaryota; Metazoa; Nematoda; Chromadorea; Rhabditida; Rhabditidae. The record is from the annotation of a GenBank genome assembly.
AUGAAUGUGAGUUUUCCCCCUCCGAAACAAUGCACCACCGAUGCUCUUUUUCAGCGACAGUUCCAAUCGAAUGACCAUUACUUUCUUCUUUUCCAAAUUCUCAGUCUGAUCAGCUGCGCAUUUCUCUUCGUUCUCGUCUUGUGCGGAAAGAAAGCCAAGUCGAAGAGCAAGGAAGCGAGCAAGGAACCGGCGACCGGAGUUGAAGCUGCGAAGCCGCCCGUUGCGUCCGUUCAGCUUCCGGCGACGCCAGCUGAAGCUCCGCCUGCUGCUCCUGAACCUUCCAAGAUUGCAGAUGCUCUGCCGAAGGAGAAAUCGAAAAAAGAGGAGGUGAAAUCGAAGAAGGAAAAGUCGAAGAAAGAGGAGAAAAAGGAGAAAAAAGAGGAAAAGAAGGACGAGAAGAAGGUGGGGAAAAAUCAGAGAUCACUGAAGGAAUGGACAAUUUCAGGAGGAUGAUGGCUACGAGAACUGUGCCGAUAUGACGCCGGAGCAGUUGAAGAAGAUUGCCGAAGAAUCGGAUGGCAAGAAGGAGGAGGAGAAGAAGGAGGAGGUCAAGUAG